AUGAAUCCCUUGGCUCGGUCUUUUACACGUUUCAAUUCCUUACCUUCAAUCACUGUACGAUUCAAUUUAAUUCGCACUAUGGCGACAAUCAAUCCCCCGCGGGAUCCGAAUACCGUCAGUAAUUACAACAAUUGGCGUUCAACCCAUAUCACUGCCAAUUUCGAUAUCUUGUUCGACCAGAAGAAGCUGGUGGGAAACGUCAUCCAUCAGUUCAAGUCGAUCACCGAUGGCGAGUCCCGAGAGAUCAUCCUCGAUACUAGCCAUCUGGAGAUUGGCACUGUAAAGGUGGAUGGCCAGCCAUCCAAGUGGGAGCUUCUCCCGCCUCUGGAGCCCUAUGGGGUGCCAUUGAAGAUCACCCUUGAUAAAGCUAUCAAGUUAAACGGUACUGUGGAGGUGGAUAUUGCGGUGAAAACCACCGAGAAAUGCACCGCCUUGCAGUGGCUGACGCCUGCGCAAACUUCGAAUAAGAAGCACCCAUACAUGUUCUCGCAAUGCCAGGCAAUCCACGCGCGGUCUAUCUUCCCCUGCCAGGAUACGCCGGAUGUCAAGAGUACAUUCGACUUCAAUAUUACUUCCCCGCUCCCGGUCAUGACUAGCGGCCUGCCUAUUCGCAAGGCUUCGAUGGAGUCGAAGGCGGACCACCAGCUGUAUCGAUUCCAUCAAUCGGUGCCAAUCCCCAGUUAUCUCUUUGCGAUCGCUAGCGGUGAUGUUGCGGAGGCUUCGAUUGGACCCCGCAGUGUUGUUGCAACCAGCCCCGACAAGUUGGAGGAGUGCAAAUGGGAGCUUGAGUCUGAUACCGAGACCUUCAUCACGACCAUCGAGAAAAUUGUUUACCCUUAUGCCUGGGGUGAGUACAACGUUUUGAUCUUGCCGCCAAGUUUCCCGUAUGGCGGCAUGGAGAACCCGAUCUUCACCUUUGCAACCCCGAGCAUCAUCUCGAAGGAUCGUGAGAAUAUUGAUGUAAUUGCACAUGAGUUGGCUCACAGCUGGAGCGGUAACCUGGUCACCAAUGCUUCAUGGGAGCAUUUCUGGUUGAAUGAGGGCUGGACUGUUUACCUCGAGAGGAGGAUCUUGGCUGCUAUCCAUGGAGAAGCCUAUCGCCACUUUUCGGCCAUUAUUGGUUGGAAGGCUCUGACCGACGCUGUCGAGCAUUUUGGCGAUGAUCAUGAGUUCACUAAGCUUAUCGUUGAUCUGAAGGGCAAGGACCCCGACGAUGCCUUCUCCAGUAUUCCCUAUGAGAAAGGAUUCAACUUUUUAUUCCACCUUGAGAACCUUGUUGGAAAGGAAAAGUUUGACAAAUUCAUCCCUCACUACUUUACCACCUUCAAGUGCAAAUCCCUUGACUCAUAUGAGUUCAAAGCAUUGAUUCUAGACUUCUUCAAGUCGGACGCCGAGGCUUCCCGGCUGUUGGAGGAACUGGAUUGGGACAAGUGGUUCUAUGCACCAGGUCUGCCACCCAAGCCAAGCUUUGACACAUCUUUGGUAGAUGUUGUCUAUGAACUUUCCAAGAAAUGGCAGUCACUGCCCAGUUCUUCCUUCAAACCUCAAAUCGGCGAUAUCCAGGGUUUGACGGCCAACCAGUUGGUAGUCUUCCUGGAGCAGAUGCUCUUGCUCGAGAAGCCUCUUCGCCCGGAGGUCUCGAAGCUAAUGGGCGAGGUUUACGGGUUUACCAAAAGCGAGAAUAUCGAGGUUUCGAAUCUUUAUCUCCAGGUUGGCAUGAAAGCGGGAGACGACAGCGUCAUUGAGCCAACAACUGAGCUGCUGGGCCGCAUUGGACGGAUGAAGUUUGUGCGACCUUUCCUCUCGUUCUUUUCUCUCAGGUUCCGCAACCUUCAGAAAAUCAACCGCCCUGUCGCACUCGCAACAUUCGAGAAGUAUAAGGACUUCUACCACCCUAUCUGCCGAGGCAUGGUGGAGAAGGACCUCUUUGGAAAGAAAGAUGACUAG
Molecule: messenger RNA, 1947 nt
Organism: Penicillium bovifimosum
Lineage: Eukaryota; Fungi; Ascomycota; Eurotiomycetes; Eurotiales; Aspergillaceae
Product: bifunctional aminopeptidase/epoxide hydrolase
Exons: 8
Coding region: 1-1947 (648 amino acids)
Biological process (GO): proteolysis
Cellular component (GO): cytosol
Molecular function (GO): aminopeptidase activity; epoxide hydrolase activity; zinc ion binding
Source: RefSeq, a predicted model, not a curated record